Rhizophagus irregularis DAOM 181602=DAOM 197198 is the source of this 1788-nucleotide messenger RNA. Lineage: Eukaryota; Fungi; Glomeromycota; Glomeromycetes; Glomerales; Glomeraceae. The record is from RefSeq and is a predicted model, not a curated record.
AAAAAAAAAAAAAAAAAAAAAUCGGUUUUUUUUAAGAAAAAAUGUCUACUUUAUUAAAAAAUGUAACUAUUAAAAGUCAUGAAAUGACAAGGCCAAAACCUCCAGUUAUCGUCGGGACAGGGUCCCUAGGAAAGAUAUAUAAAGUACAAUAUAAAGGAGCCGAUGCUAUUAUUAAGUCAGCUAAGGAAGAUUUAGACGCAAUUUUAGAAGAAUUUCACAUUCAUUAUAAACUUCGAGAACAUGAAAAUGUAUUAAAAUUUUACGAUAUAUCAGAUUAUACUAUAAAGUUAGAUGAUAUUUAUCUAACUGAUGAUCGGACUGUUAAAAUUGCUGGUUUCAAUAAAAAUAAUAAUAAAAGGAAAAAAGAAGAUAGUCUUAACGACUUUAAUACUUUUCAAUCUAUUGGUACCAUACAUUGGGAUGCUCCUGAAGCUAUCUCUUCUGAUCAAGAAAUGAAAUUGUCUCUUAUUAAUCAUCCAAAAUUAGCAAACAUUUAUUCUUUGGGUCUAAUAUUUUGGGCAAUUGUAAUGAAUGGAAAAAUACCAUAUGAAGGCAUGACACGUGAUAAGAUAAUAGAAGAGAAACGUCAGCAUAACGCAAAUGAACUUUUGCAAAAUCUUUUACCUCAAUCAAUACCAUCAAAAUUCUCAAAUAUAAUUUUUAAAAUGACAAAAUAUGCUCCAAGACAAAGACCUUGUUUACUCGAAGUACUUUGUGUAUUGGAAGAAUUAUAUGAUUUUAGUAAUCAAAAAGAAUCAUUGUUAAAAGAAAAUUCGAAACAAGUUCAUACAGAAAUUAAUCUUUUCGAGAAUUUAUCUUCUGAUUCUCGAAGCAUUAGUCAAGCUAGUCAAUUUUAUGCUAGUGUUCCUGUACAUAAAAAAUUUCAAAGUACGGAUUCCAUGGAUUCUUUAAUGAAUAGUUAUGACAAUAAUAAAAAUAUAAAUAGUAAAAAUUCUAACCAUGAAUAUCGGCUUUCAAAAAUUGAUGUGGAUUUAUUAGGACAAAUUACUAUGCUGUAUCUAGAUUCAGAAAAAUUUGGUUUUGAUUGGUUCACAAAAAGUUUAAAACAUUUAACUGAAACAGAAAAAAGAGAUUCAAAAAAAUGCUUUGAAUUAAUUAAUUUGGACUUAAGUCGACCGCAUAGGCAAUGUAUUUUAGGUUUCUUUUACGAAGAGGGUUUUGGUACGACUCGUGAUACUAAACAAGCUUAUAAAUGUUAUAAGAAACUGGCGGAAGAUGGUAAUUAUUAUGCUCAAAACCAUUUAGCUUUAUGUUAUCAAGAUGGUAUCGGUAUAGAAAGAGAUGAUUUAAAAGCUUUUGAUUGGUUUAAAGAAUCAGCUUCAGGUGGCAAUGUUUCUGCUCAAAAUAAUCUUGCUAUGUGUUAUGAUUAUGGUAAAGGAACCAGUCCAAAUCAUGCAAAGGCCUUUACUUUAUAUAAAUCUGCUGCUGAAGGUGGUAAUGUUAUGGCACAAUAUUCUCUUUCAUUAUGUUACGAAGGUGGUUAUGGUACUGAUGAAGAUAAAAAAGAAGCUCGAAAAUGGCUGAAAAUUGCUGCUAAUAAUGGCAAUUUAGCUGCAAUUGAAACUUUAAAGGCAAGAAAAAGAAAUAUUGGUUUAUUUUUUAAAAAAGUUUUAUUUUCUAAAAAAUUUUCGAAUAAUAAAAUCUCUCGACCGCUUAGCCAAAACGUAGAUGAUGACGUAUAUUAAAAUCUCACAUUUUACAUAUACGAAUAUAUUAAUAUAUAGAUUAAAUCUUUUUUUAUACGGGGUAAUUAAAUUAUCUUCCAGA